This is a messenger RNA of Planococcus citri (citrus mealybug), 3956 nucleotides long. RefSeq lists its product as uncharacterized. The record is from RefSeq and is a predicted model, not a curated record. The transcript has 5 exons. The coding region runs from base 570 to 1355 and encodes 261 amino acids. NCBI's taxonomy places the organism in Eukaryota, Metazoa, Arthropoda, Insecta, Hemiptera, Pseudococcidae.
AAGAGCUGCCGUGAAGAGCAACAGUGAACAGUUGUUGGCGUUGGCAGUUCAGUCAUCUUUGGUACCUGAAGUGAUGGUCGUCGUGAUCGCGUAUACACGAUCGCGGUAAUACCAAAUAAUAAACACAUAGCGACCUGCGGAGUGAUAAAUUAAGUGGUGUUAUAAGCUUAGCCGGAGACGAGUCCAUGGUGUUCGACGUUUCGUACUCGUAUUUGUCGCCGAAGCUGCGAAGAUCUGGUUAAAUGAACAACUGUUGAAAAUUAUACCGUAGGAUCGAGCGGGUCGUUGACUUUUUACCUCGUCGCUAUCGUCGUCGUCAUCGUUGUGUAUGUGUACCUGUACCGUGCGAAUGCGAAUUAAAUUAUGAUACAGAUGAAGCGUGGUGGUCUGAAAUGACGACGCAGCAGCCGCCGGCGUAACAGCAGCAGCAUCAGUCAUUUUGAUUCUUCGUAAUUCGGAUAUACCUAUUUGUCGGCAUACAGGCUCACAUACGAGUACAUUGUUGAUAGCUUUUCGGUGAUUGUAUUCAUUCUUCGACACGAAUUUGGAAUUUCCAAUCGCUCGCAGCUAUGAUCAUAGCGUCCACGCUGCAAGCUGGUCAAAUUUGUAAGAUCGUAUUUCUCUUGCUGUGGCUUAGCGUCGAGAAUCAAUGCGAAGAGACAUCGGAUCCCAAAUCAACGAUAAAAUGCGGAGCGUACAGCAAAAAUUUGAAAUACACGUGGGGCGAUGCAUUAAUCGAUCCGGCAGACUGUAUCGGACCCGGUGACCUUCCUUAUCCGUCAGCUUCUAUAGCCAGAAUGUUUCGUAAAAAUUGGCCAUCGUCUUCUUCGCGAUCUGGAAGAUCGUACAACGCCACAGAUCCGUACAAAACCAAAAGAAUUUUACUCCAGAAAUACGCAGAUUUCGCGAACGGCAUCGAUACCGAAGACACAGCUAACGCAGCCGGUAUGCUGUCAAGAACAAAAAGAGACUUCAAUCACAGAGACCUUUGCCAAUCGAGUAGUCCGGCAAGACUAUGCAAAACGCGAUAUAAUACCACAGCUCCGAUGUACGGCGUGUCGCUUACUUCCGGCCAACCAGUCACCAUUGUUCAGAAAUUUCCCGAUUUGUUGCAACAAGUGAUCUACGAAGUGUGCGAAUCGAGCGAAUGUGAUAUAGUAAGAGGAGAAUGUACGCAAACGUACGUGCCUUAUUUGUUUUUGGUCAUACCGCUAGGUCCGGUCACCCUGACCGGCCAAGAUUACGUGCUAGUGGAGAGUGGCUGCGUUUGUAAGCCAAAGUAUUCGUCGGGUUCGGCAAACGGCGGCGGAUCAAGCAGCAGCGGCGAUUCCAUGUCAGCGUUACCAACUUUAUAGCGAUCCUCAUGACGGAAUGACGUACCUAUUCCUAUACGACGACGAACCCCUAUGUACCUACCUAGAAUUACCUGCGUAUACCUACUUAAAUGAUAACCAUCAAUGGGUGUACCGUGGCUCGGGCUCAGCAACCAAAGGUUAACGAUACCAACAAGACAACGAUACAGAGCACUGCAGGCAAACUUUCAAUUUUCAUUUAAGCGUGCACAUGUGGUGGUACUACUCGUGGGUAGAAAUACGAACAGAAAGUACAUCAACAUGGUACAUGACGAUAGUUAUGGACGUGCAUAUGGAAAGGGCCCACUUCGUCGAUUUCAGUUUCAAAAAUACGAGGGUUCUGCGAAUAGGGUCAAAAAUAUCAAUUUCGAGAUUAAUAUUGAUUCUUGUGCUAUGGACCUUCCAUCUAACAUGAUUAAAAGCAGUCUAAUUGUCUGCUAUGAAUACAAUCACACUAUCAAGGAAUACGAACCACUAUGUCCGUUCAUUAAAAUGUGCUCAAAUUUCAUAUUCUGUAGGUACCUAUGUACCUACUUUACAUUACGGUGGAUGGCCCUAAAAAAAAGUCGUCGGAUUUUGACCAAAUUCCGCAGACCGUUCCUUUGAGCUGAAUAUCAAGUACUCAAAAAAUUUAGUUUUCGGAGGUGACCCAGGGCAGGAGAUAUGAGGCCUCAAAGAAGGGGCCAGUCCCAAAUGAAAAGUACCUAUUUGAGAUUCUGCGUUGAUCUGUGCUAUCGUUGUCAAAACCCAUACCCAAGGUCACUUUUUUAGGGUUUUACUGAAUGGCUGAAAAUUUGCAAAUCGCUUAUUUUUGAACAAAUCCAUUUUUUGGAAAUUUUUUCCUCGCAAAUACAAUAUCGCAUCAAUUCUGCCAAAAUAUCAAAAUAUUUCAUUGCUGAAACCGGGAACUUUUUUUAUUUUUGGAACGCAGUGGUGCCAAUUUUCUCAUCAGUUUUGCUAAUUUCAAAAAAUCGGAUUAAGUCAAAAAAUUCGAAAAUUUUUUCAGUUUUUUGAAAUUGGAAAAAAAAUUGAAAGUUGGCACCACUGCGUUCUAGAAUGUUCUAGAAAAUAUUUUCUCCAGUUUUGAGAAUACAAUCUUUCAUUAUUUUUGCAUAAUUUAUGCGAAAUACUAACGAAGAAAAAUUUUUCAGAGGACACAAAUUCAGCCAAAAAUAAGCUAUGUACUUGCAAAUUUUUAACUGCUCAGCAGAACCCUCGAAGUGGUUUUAGAUAUUGAAGGCAAUAGCAUGGAUCGACACAAUCUCAAAUACAUUCAUUUGAGCCAUUUUUUUUCAAAACACGUUGAGUAUACUUAGUGAGAAAAGUAAAAAACCAUGACUUUUUUCCUAAAAUGCCUCCUCUUUGAUGUCUUAUAUCUCUCCUCCAGGAGCACCUUAGAGGCUUAAAUUCUUUGUGGGUGACUUUCAACUCAAAAUGAAGGUAUCCGCUGAAUUUGGUUCAAAUCCGUAGAUUUCUUUUUGCAACCCACUCUAAUGUAAGGUGCAUUCAUUAAAACUUCAUUGGAAAAUUGAGUAAAAAAAAAUGAGAAGCUUGAAAAACUUUCACUUUGAAACAAUUUUUUUAUUCACGUUCAAAAUUCAUUUUUUCCGGUCUUUUUCGACGAAAUCGACUAAAAAUGGUCUUAAUCGCCGCAGAAGACGAAGUGAGCCAUUCCCAUAUGCACGUCCAUAGUGUUAUCAAUGUACUAACAAGCGUAGUCCUGAGUAGCUAGCUUCACGGAGGUGUUUUCUAAGGUACUCGCUCGAUGCAUUUAUUAAAAUAUAGGUAAUGUUAUACUCGUAAGUUAAGGAGUUGAUUCAUGUGGUACGUGUGCGAAUACAUGAGAUGUGGGCAGUGUUUUUACAUAAAUUUCGCUGCCCUCCUGCGGACCUAGGAGGCUCUGCAGGGGGUGUGUACCCACACCAGUACUCGAAACUUCAUUUCAUCUCACUUUAUUGAAAACUUUCAGUCUGCAUUUCACUUGAUAUAUGUACUUAUAAGUAACUUAAUUUAUGUACUAUACGUCUUCCAGUAAGACGCAUAUUUUUCCUAAUUUAGCUGCAUUUACGUACUAAAUUCUAACAUCAACUCGGUGCGACGCUAGCUAUAGCUACGUUUCAUCAGAUGUAAACUGUAAAUGAAAGCAUUUAGCCUAUCCGAGGCGAUCAGGUUGACAGUAGAUUAGAUACGUCUAUCCUAAUCCUACCUACUGUAUCCGUAUAUGGCUGUUAAUAAUUCAACUACGUAAGCAAUAUCAACUUUUUAGUGUUUUAGUACACUAAUGUUUGUAAAAAUGUGUCAGAUUGUAGUAUGUACCUACAUUUAAGAGUAAGUAGGUUAAGUAAAUGGAUAGGUUAGAUACUUUUCAUUCGCAGUUAAUCACUUGGUUAGUCUACCACCUGCGUGCGCGUCCAUUUUUUUUUUGUUUUAAUUUAUUUGGUACUUAGUACUCGUACUUAUACUUUACUCAUCGUGUUUUUGUUUUCUUGUUUAAUAUUUCGCUUUUUUAUCUGUCCGAGUCAAAGUCAAUUAUUGUAGUCUUAAGUAUAUCUAAUAAUACGUGUGCAUUUCAACCCACAAUACAUGCAUAAACUUAAUGCGAUA